UGAACAUCGAAUCCAUCACAGGGUAAUUCCAUACUCUUAUUGAUUUCAUUUCCACCCCAGCGCUUUCACGAUGGAUAUCUCCCAAAUCUCCACCCAACUCUCCCCAACCCCAAAAGCAUUCCCAAAUUGCUGCCUAUCCAUUUCCAGGACCCUAACAUCCCACCUCGCCUCUCUCCUGCCCAAAAAGCCCUCCUUCACCGUCUCAAUCGGCAGCGGAUCCGGCCUUCUAGAAGCUCUCAUCUCACAUCGCCACUCUGAUGUAUUAAUCGAGGGCGUGGAGGUCAACUCCACUGUAAACCGGUACAUCUUGGAACCAGACAUGAAUGUGGUUCACGGAACGUGGGAUCUUCACCCUAGGGUCCGCGAGGCCGCAGCGUGGAUGUUUGUCUAUCCGCGGGAGCCGAAACUGGUUAGCAAGUAUUUGGAGACUUUCUCCGCAGAUGAGGUUGAGAUCAUUGUUUGGUUGGGACCCAGGGCUGAUUGGGUGGAUUAUGAGCCUUGUUUUCGGGCCUCUAUGUUUUCGGAUGUGCAGGUUUAUGAGGAUGUGGGGGUGGCGGGGUUUGAGAUGUUGGUUGUAAUGAGGAAAAGUGAUGGGGUGGUUUAAUUUAUUCUUCUCAUUUAAAAUGCUCCCUAGCUGAGA
Aspergillus steynii IBT 23096 is the source of this 640-nucleotide messenger RNA. RefSeq lists its product as uncharacterized. The record is from RefSeq and is a predicted model, not a curated record. The transcript has a single exon. Bases 71 to 604 code for a protein of 177 amino acids. NCBI's taxonomy places the organism in Eukaryota, Fungi, Ascomycota, Eurotiomycetes, Eurotiales, Aspergillaceae.